GCGGGAUACGGGGUACGGCAAGCGGGAGGGUCAAACGGUCUCUUCGUUUCCCAGUUAGCGACGGACGCGGCAGCGGGCCGGCAUCGCGAGCGGUCCUGCCAUGACGGCUUUCGAGAAGCCUCAGAUCAUCGUGCACAUCCAGAAGAGCCUCAACUACACGGUGUUUGACUGCAAGUGGGUGCCCUGCAGCGCCAAAUUCGUGACUCUGGGCAACUAUGCCCGGGGCACUGGCGUCAUCCAGCUCUACGAGAUCCAGCACGGGGACGUGACGCUGCUGCGGGAGAUUGAAAAGGCCAAGCCCUUUAAGUGUGGAACAUUUGGUGCAGCAUCUCUACAGCAGAGAUAUUUAGCUACUGGAGAUUUUGAUGGAAACCUGAAUAUCUGGAAUUUGGAAGCUCCACUGAUGCCAGUGUAUUCUGUAAAAGGCCAUAACGAAAUCAUAAAUACUAUAGAUGGUGUAGGUGGCUUAGGAAUUGGGGAAGGAGCACCAGAAAUUGUAACUGGAAGCCGAGAUGGAACCGUAAAGGUAUGGGACCCCAGGCAAAAAGAUAUUCCUGUUGCUAAUAUGGAACCUGUACAAGGAGAAAGCAAGAGAGACUGUUGGACUGUUGCAUUUGGCAAUGCUUAUAAUCAAGAGGAACGUGUUGUAUGUGCUGGCUAUGACAAUGGGGAUAUCAAACUAUUUGAUCUAAGAAAUAUGUCGUUAAGAUGGGAAACAAAUAUUAAAAAUGGGGUUUGUAGCGUGGAGUUUGACAGGAAAGACAUCAGUAUGAAUAAACUAAUAGCUACUUCACUAGAAGGAAAGUUCCAUGUUUUUGACAUGAGAACUCAGCAUCCAACCAAAGGGUUUGCCUCUGUUUCUGAAAAGGCUCAUAAAUCUACUGUAUGGCAAAUCCGACACCUGCCCCAGAACAGAGAGAUCUUUAUGACUGCUGGAGGUGCAGGGGGGCUUCAUCUGUGGAAGUAUGAAUACCCUGCUCAGCGUUCCAAGAAAGAUUCUGAAGGAGUGGAGAUGGGAGUAGCAGGUUCAGUAAGUCUGCUCCAGAAUGUAACCCUGUCAACACAGCCCAUUUCCAGCCUGGAUUGGAGCCCAGAUAAGAGGGGUCUCUGUGUCUGCAGCGCAUUUGAUCAGACAGUGAGAGUGCUGAUUGUUACAAAGCUGAAUAAAGUGUGACCUAAGAACUUUGUACCUUGGAACUUCCCAGGAAAACAGCUUAGAGUUUAAGGUGUCUUUGUAAAAGGAUGAUGGUUCUGUUGUCGUCCACUGACACUCAUUGAGCAAAGCUGAAGCUGGCUGGUAUAGAAAAUAUAAACAAACAUGAAAUAUGGCUUGGGGGUUGGGCAUAUGGAAUGCAAAAAGGGCUAUGCUCUCUUCACUUGACUGACUGUUGACUUGCCUGUUGCAGAGCAUGGAAGUGGUGGGGCUCUACAGAUGAGUUGCUUCUAGAGCAAAGCAAUGUAUUUUUUAAAUUUCCAACAAAACAUCUUUAUUUUUUAUAAUUUUGCCUCUGUUAAAUGUGUUCCACAUUUCCAGAGUUCCAAGGUUUUCUUUGAUAACUUUAUUUCGUUGUGAUGUAUACAUUAUUGUAGUUGAAAUCAUUUCUUCUGGUUAAAAGAGUUUGCUUUGAAAAUUACCAUGAAUUAACCUUAGUAAACAUAUUCAGUCUGUGGCAUUUCAGUGUCAAUUUCUUUGCAGGAUAUUAUUUGGUAUUUAUUUUAUUUAUAAAAACCCACAAUAGGCUAAUAAUUUUUUACUCACCAAUACUAUUCAUUAAAUAUACUAUAAAAUAUUAGAAUUUGCAAAAAUUGCUUUUUACAAUUUAAUAAAGUUACUCUUAUUCUUGAAAGAUGAUAAAUUCAA
Phascolarctos cinereus (koala) is the source of this 1861-nucleotide messenger RNA. It is a transcript of the gene DNAAF10, whose product is annotated as dynein axonemal assembly factor 10. Gene Ontology annotation, molecular function: protein binding. The record is from RefSeq and is a predicted model, not a curated record. NCBI's taxonomy places the organism in Eukaryota, Metazoa, Chordata, Mammalia, Diprotodontia, Phascolarctidae.